UAGUUUCCAUGACAUGCCACAAAGCAAAAGCCAAACAAAAUCCCUUCAAAUAUUGCCUCUGUUUUCCUCUGUUUCUCACAAUACACGAUGGCACACAAAGUGAAUUCCCCACCAAUCCCAAUCCAUGUUCCCACCAUGUUCUCUAACUCUCCCCCAUCUUCAUCUUCUUCACCUCCUACACAAUCCCCUAUACCUUUCCCUUCACCCUCUCAGCGCUCUCCCUCUGCCACCGCCGCCGCCGCUCCUCCUCCUCCAACAUCUCCUCAGCCAGUGGUGGUUAGUCCCUGUGCAGCCUGCAAGAUUCUCCGCCGGAGGUGUGUGGAGAAGUGUGUCCUGGCUCCCUAUUUCCCUCCCACUGAUCCACUCAAGUUCACCAUUGCUCAUAGAGUCUUUGGAGCUAGCAACAUCAUCAAGUUCUUGCAGGAGCUACCAGAAUCCCAGAGAGCAGAUGCUGUGAGUAGCAUGGUGUAUGAAGCAAAUGCUAGGAUCAGAGACCCAGUUUAUGGCUGUGCAGGUGCAAUAUGCCAACUUCAAAAGCAAGUUAGUGAGCUGCAAGCACAACUAGCCAAAGCUCAAGCUGAAAUGGUUAACAUGCAGUGCCAACAUGCUAAUCUACUAGCACUAAUUUGCAUGGAAAUGACUCAAACUCAAUCACCAGAACAACAACAGAACAUAAUUCAGCCACAAACUCAUGUUGAUAUGAGCUGCUUCUUAGAGGACAACAAUUUUGGCUCUGCUUGGGAACCUCUUUGGACAUGAAAUUGAUGAACUAUGUAUCUUUUUUAUGUUCCGCUUGUUCCGAGUUGCAGACUGGAUGGCAGGAGACAAUCCAUCUAGACCAGCAGACCAUUCAGGAAACCAGCAUGAACAAUGUAUCUUAUUUUAGAGUAUUAAUUUUUCUAUAGUAACUACUAAACUUCCAACCUCCUAGUAGGAAGAGAGAAUGAAAAUUACUAUACUGAGGAAAUUAAUUUCAAUAAAAGUCAUAUUAAUUAGUUA
Messenger RNA from Lotus japonicus, 999 nucleotides. RefSeq names its product LOB domain-containing protein 1-like. The transcript has 2 exons. The record is from RefSeq and is a predicted model, not a curated record. The coding region runs from base 88 to 759 and encodes 223 amino acids. Lineage: Eukaryota; Viridiplantae; Streptophyta; Magnoliopsida; Fabales; Fabaceae.